UCAAUUUCAAACCCUCAACUCUCAUUCCGUUACGCAAUAAUAAAAGCCGAAAACUCUGCUGCACGUGCCAGACUCGCCACAAUCUCUCAAUCCCCCUAUCACUUGGCCCUAAUCUCCGAAAAAUCCACCCCUGUUAAAAUAAGGCCGUGCCAGUGGUGCCAUUAGUAAUGGCGUUGGCAUCGAUCUGCCGGUUGUCAAUUGAUUCGACCUUCAGUAGCUUCAGCCAUUUGGGAGCCACCGCCCGCCGCAGUCGCCCGUCCUUAGCAUCUCUGGUUAAAAAUUUCGCAGCGUCAGCUGAAAAAAUGUCUCUGCCACGUGUUUUCUUCGACAUGACCGCCGACAAUCAGCCGGUGGGACGCAUCAUCAUGGAGUUGAGGACCGAUGUUACACCGAAAACUGCUGAGAACUUCCGUGCCUUGUGCACAGGGGAGAUGGGCUUUGGUUACAAGGGGAGCAGCUUCCACAGAGUGAUUCCCAACUUCAUGUGCCAGGGUGGUGAUUUCACGAACCACAAUGGCACUGGUGGCAAGUCGAUCUACGGCAACAAAUUCCAGGACGAGAACUUCCAGCUGAAGCACGUCGAACCUGGUCUAUUGUCCAUGGCCAAUGCUGGACCUGACACCAAUGGAAGUCAGUUCUUCAUCACAUGUGCUAAGACCAGCUGGCUCGAUGGCAAACACGUUGUCUUUGGAAAGGUUAUCGAGGGUAUGGAUGUUGUGAGAAAGCUCGAAGCUCUUGGCACCCAGAGUGGCAAGACCACCAAGAAGAUCGUGGUCGCUGAUUGUGAUGAACUAUAAAUCCCAAUCAACCAGCACUAAGAUUAGCCGUUGAGUAUCUUCCUCCCUCUACGUCUCACCACAAAAACCAGCGAAAAAAAACUAAAACUAAAAAUGAAUAAAAAGCAAUCAACAAAAGAUGAAAAACGGAUUUAAAUAUUCAACAUACAGUUCUCCACGAAAAUAAUUGCUUCCGGUUCAUGUACCCCAGGGGCCACUGGAUUGUGCUCCGUGCACCACGAAAUGCAGCAAAAGAUUUGAAACGAAUGGCAAAUCUCAAUGAGAUUAUUGAUAAACAAUAUUUCGAAUUUUGAAACUAGAACUUCCGUUUGUCGUAGCUCUUAUCAAGCGAGUUUGAUAAUUAUUAGGUUAUUAAUUUUAAUUAAAUCAAUUAAUCUUGUGAAGUGGUAAAACAUGAAAAUACAAUGUAAACAUGUCCGUUGAUUUUGUAAUUGUCUUGAGAACGAGUGGAUCUAGGAGGAAAGUGUUUUCAGACUUUUUUGUAGAUAAUUAAAUUUCCUACAAGAAAUGCAUUUUGACUUUUCCCUCUAGAACAACUUGCCACCGAGAUAGUGUACGGUUUCACCACUUCCUUGCUGAAUCAUAAAUUCACUUUUUUCAAUAAAUGCUGCUCUAAGUUUGAUAAAAAAUUUUUUCUCUCUUCCACGGGAUUUUGAACCUUCUUUCUAUGUGAAUUUCGUACCUUCAACUUCGAUUGUAAAACGGUUACACUCUUCCAAAACGUAAAAUAUUGUAAAAAAAGUUAAUGAGAAGGAAUAACAUGUGAAGGACCUAUCUUUUUUUAUUGUAAAUUAAUUAACGUGAAUUCAACGUUUUUUUGUACAUUUUUGUAAGAGUUAGAGUUUAAUUGUCAUUUGAAUUUCAUGAGAAUAUGGCAUUUAUCUACUGUAGAUGAUGAAGUGUUGGAAUUAUUGAGUGUGUAAAUUGUAUUACAUUGCAAACAGCAUUCCAGAUAUAGUACUGGAGAGUGUAUUACCCUCGACCAAUCGUCGUUACCCCUAUUUCUACUUAAUAAAUUGUUUUCAGAAACAAAA
Messenger RNA from Diachasma alloeum, 1831 nucleotides. RefSeq names its product peptidyl-prolyl cis-trans isomerase. Bases 168 to 797 code for a protein of 209 amino acids. The record is from RefSeq and is a predicted model, not a curated record. Gene Ontology annotation, cellular component: intracellular membrane-bounded organelle. Gene Ontology annotation, biological process: protein peptidyl-prolyl isomerization; protein folding. The transcript has 3 exons. Lineage: Eukaryota; Metazoa; Arthropoda; Insecta; Hymenoptera; Braconidae. Gene Ontology annotation, molecular function: peptidyl-prolyl cis-trans isomerase activity.